Molecule: messenger RNA, 366 nt
Organism: Lecanosticta acicola
Lineage: Eukaryota; Fungi; Ascomycota; Dothideomycetes; Mycosphaerellales; Mycosphaerellaceae
Source: the annotation of a GenBank genome assembly
AUGUCCCCUCCCGGGUUGGGUCCCUUCUGGCGAGUCCUGGAACAUAUCAAGGCCGAAUAUGCCCAUGCCAAGGGUAUGGUGGUAGGGCUUGGGUAUAUAGAGGAUGGAGGAAGGACGCCGCCGCCGGGCCAAUGGUGUCUGGAAUAUUGCACGGCCAGGGCGCGAGGAGCAGAGAUGGGGUAUGUGGACGAGAGCUGUCUUUGCGGGUACGAGAAAGACGCGUUGAAGCGGGAGGUCGCCGGACGACGUGUGGGAAAAUCGGCUUUGGGAAAACGUCAGUCGUUCGCUUCGAACGGCUGGGACGAACAGGAUGAAUUCGGCAUGAAGGACGUUGCUUGUGAGUCCUAUUGCGAUCGUGUCUAUUAA